AACAUUUCAGUGACAUAUCAGUGACGGAUCCGAAAGUCACGAUCAAAUCCUUCACCUCCUCACUCGACCUCACCAAGGAAGACAUUGUCACUUCCAAAAUGGUCGUCGGAUGUCCGAAGGGAUAUCAAAUGAGAGUGGAUUACGCGUGGACCUACCAAACAUACGAGCAGCCAAAUGGGAACACUUUAAUAGAAGUUAACUGUUCCCAGCUAUAUGCGUUAGAUGACAAACAGAUCUGCUUCCAAGGAUGCCCGUUACCUAAGCUGGACAACGCAGUGGUGUCUCCCUUACCGUUCCGUUCCAAAGCUGGAGCUCCAUAUAACGAGGGAGAAAUAGUUCAGGUGAGAUGUGGUGAGGACACGAUAGUCUCCUCGUGUAGACAGAGUUUGUGGACGAACCUGAGCGAGUACAGCUGUCCUAAGAGCAACACCAGCAGCAGAUCCUUGAGUCUGGUGAUAGACACCACCACCAAUAUGGGAGAGGAAAUAACACAGGUGUACGAUAUAGCUGUAGGUCUGGUGGAAACUGUAACUAAAUCUGAAGAGGAGAGACCGGUGAACUACGUGCUGGUUCCCUUCAACGAUCCUGACUUCUAUCCCAUGUUGGUGACCUUCAACGGAACCAUCCUCCUCAGACAUCUGGGUAUCAUUAACUCUCAUGGCGCCAGCGGGGGCAAGGACUGUCCAGAGUUGACGUUAGCAGCAAUCCAGCGAGCAAUACACGAGAGCUACUCCGGUUCAGAGAUAUUCGUCUUCACUGACGCCAGCAGCAAGGAGCCGGAACGGAAGGACGCGAUUAUCGAGGAAGCAACUCAAAAGCGGAUAAAAGUUAACUUUAUUCUGACGGGCCAUUGUGGGGAAAACCAAAUGGUGGACCAGGCUAUGUACGCUGAGAUCGCAGACGCAACCAAUGGAUUUAUGGUGUCAGUGGCAAAGGCCCAGGUCCGGGAAAUAUCCAGUCUUAUGGAGGGAGCCUUGAUGAGGAAUCAAGAUGUAGUCCACCAAGUUAUACACGUUGAUGAUGACGACGAGUAUAACGUAGUUCAGAUCCCAUGUGAUAAGCGAGUACACCGGAUGAUAGUGAGCGUAUCUUGUAGCAGUGUGAGGAUCGUAUCAGUAUCUGACGAUAAGAAUAACGAUAUCAGAUACCAGCAUGUAUCCACCUUGCGGGAUAUGAUGACCAUCAGCUUGCAGCCUUCUAUUGCUGAGUACGUUAACGUUAACAUAUCGUGCAGCGAGAGGGGGAGUGCUGUUGUAACCGCUAACACUGUUACUGAUAUCUCCUUCUCUUAUAAUUUCUUCCUGCACGAGGUUGACGACACGUUAGAACUAACAGAGACCCUAGACUCGGGCAGCAGAGCAGUGGUGUACGUAGUGUUCGGAGCAGCAGUGUAUGAUGUAGUAGUCAGCACAGUCAUCUCAAAUCAACCUGGCGAACCUGUUGCUAUGAAGAAGUACCUGGGAGGGUACAUGGCAGAGUUGGAGGUACCGGACUUCAUUUUCCAUCUGCAGUUCCAGGCCAAGUACUCGGGACAAAUCAUUCAGAGGCUCUCGGCUCCUGUCGUUCCCAGAAUAGGUUGUCAGUCCCUGUCUACAACUACAGCACUUCCCAGUACCCUCCUCACUAAGGAUCGGACAGUGGUCAGCUUCACGUGCAAUAACGUGUGCGCGGCUCUCUCACACACAAACGACCUUGUCUGUAACUAUGGAAACUGGACAAAGGAACCACCUCACUGCUCUGACGCUGGUUACACCUGUGCUGAGCUACCUGGACCUGGAAAUGGAACUCUUCUCUACAAGAACCAGGUUGUCUACUCUGUUGCUGGAGCAAAGUGCGGUGAAUCUGUUGAGGUUCAUUGCAACACGUAUUUUGAGCUGGACGGUGAGACUGAAGCCAACUGUACACCCUACGGCUGGAGUAACAAGAAAAACGUCUGUAUACGUAAGUACCUAGAUGAGAACGAGGUUACGAGAGUAUUGAGUGAGUGGUGGAUGUGGGUUGUGAUCAGCGUUACAGCUGUUGUCACUCUGUCCGUACUCAGCACUGUUAUCUGUAUUCUCGUCAUCAGGCGAGGCAAGAGGAAGAGACCGCUGAGGUUAGAGUACGAGACCGGUCGAGGGAAUGUCAGACUUCCUUCGGAAAGGGACGCUCUAAACUUAGAUGAGGAUCUGUACGAGGUAGUGGACAGUAACGGAAACUAUCCGAACAGCUGUCAGUACAGUACAGGGUGUCAGCCCCUGUGUCCCACUGACUCCAUGAUCAGGAACAGGCCCCCGAUGCCACCUCCACUCCACAGUAACUCCUACGGUAACCUCCCCAACAACAUGUCCUCAAAUCCCCUGUACAGUUGCAGCAGAGCUGGCAACACUAACGUCAACGGAGGAGGUAACGACUAUAUGCCAAUGUCUGGCGACAUCAGAUCCAACAGUAUGAUAUACGAGGAAAUGGCAGCCCAAACUCUGACUCAGCCCGCCAACGUAGAGGACUACAACGCAUACGACUAUGCCAUCGGUCACGUGUGAGAACGUGCGCUACAAUGGCAACGCAUGACGUCAUAAAUAUGGUGACGUCACGUGAGUUAAUCGCCCUAUGCAACUGAAGUAUUGAUGGAAAGAUAUCA
Messenger RNA from Bolinopsis microptera, 2620 nucleotides. RefSeq lists its product as uncharacterized. The record is from RefSeq and is a predicted model, not a curated record. The transcript is spliced from 19 exons. Bases 99 to 2522 code for a protein of 807 amino acids. Lineage: Eukaryota; Metazoa; Ctenophora; Tentaculata; Lobata; Bolinopsidae.